UAAACAUCGCGACCUCCCGCAGAAAACAACAGUAAAUUUCGUGCAAAUUUCCGGGGAAAAUGAUGAAAAAUCGCCUCUUUCUGCUGCUGAUAAGCAGCAUCCUGUUCGUCGAGACGGCCCAGAUCACCAAGGACAACAAGGACAGUCCGUCGUCGAUCAAUCAGUCGCACGAGUUCAACCCGCUGGGACCGCUGGUCAAGUGUUCCUUCCUGCCGAUGGAGUUCAUGGACUGUGACGAACCGCUGGACCACAAGGGUAACCGGACGGCCAAAGAGGAACUCGGCCACGGGUGCGUCAAGUUCGGUGGAGUCCACUACGACGAUGUCGAAAUGACCAAGGUGAAGUGCGUGGUGUUCGAAAAUAUCGAGUGCUUCGGGCCGAAGGAAUUCAUGCGAGAUGGAUUUCCGUGCGUCAAGUACACGGACCACUACUUCGUGACGACGCUGCUGUACAGCAUUCUGUUGGGGUUCCUCGGGAUGGAUCGGUUCUGUCUAGGCCAGACGGGGACGGCCGUGGGGAAGCUGCUAACCCUCGGCGGGAUCGGCAUUUGGUGGAUAGUGGACAUUGUGCUGCUGAUUACGAACAAUCUGCUACCGGAGGAUGGGAGUAACUGGAACAACAAGGUCUAGCCGGGAGUUGAUUAUUGCAUCACUCACACCAGUACGGAAAGCUGCUUUUGUCCCAUUUCAAAAUGUAUACCAGAUCUUAGACGAUCACCUCG
Molecule: messenger RNA, 721 nt
Organism: Ochlerotatus camptorhynchus
Lineage: Eukaryota; Metazoa; Arthropoda; Insecta; Diptera; Culicidae
Gene: amrt
Product: amaretto
Exons: 2
Coding region: 60-629 (189 amino acids)
Source: RefSeq, a predicted model, not a curated record